ACAAAAACAAUUGAUGGUCGAAGGUUUUAAGUUUUUUGUUUUUUUAUCGUCGUGUCAGCCGAAAGACGUUCCACUGCUGGGCUGCUGCCUCCCCCAAGGUUCGCCAGUUUGCUCGAUCUUCAGCAACCCGCAUCCACUGCUUCCCGGUGACCUUGGCCAGAUCGUCCGUCCAUAGUUUUUGGGUCAAAAUGUCUAAAUCAAAGACUGGAGCCGUUUGGGAAGAUAGAGAAGUCUUAUUUGAUUUGCCUUUUACUUACCUAAGACUACGGCCCGGCGAGAAGAUAUUCGAUAGGAUCGAACCUAUCGAAGAUACGAAGGGUAACAGUGGGACUAAGGGUCGGAUGGUGGUAACCAACCUGCGGAUCAUAUGGCACUCCAUGGCUUCUCCGAGGAUUAAUUUGUCGAUCGGUCUAAACUGCAUCCUCUCAACGAACACAAAGGUUGUAAACUCUGGUCUUCGUGGCACGACUCAGGCUCUAAACGUGCUGGCUGCUUACAAGUCAAAUAAAUAUGAGUUUAUAUUCACAAAUCUGUCUCCUAACUGUGUGAGGCACUAUACUUCUGUUGCUGGGGUGCAUAAGGCAUACACAGCUUCUCGUAUGUACAGAGACUUAAAACUGAGAGGAGCUAUUAUACACAACAAACAGUUACGGAUGCUGCCACUGGAGAAGAUAUGUCUAAACGAGCACAGCAUCUGGAACUUAUCGAGUGACUCCGGCAACCUGGGCACUCUGGUAGUCACCAACGUCAGGAUAGUCUGGGUCGCAGACGUCAAUGAUGCCUUCAACGUGUCCAUGCCGUAUAUUACUGUUGAAAGCAUAGCCGUCAAAGAUUCCAAAUUUGGCGAAGCCCUAGUGUUUGUAGUGCGACCACAAUCAGGAGGCUAUGUGUUAGGAUUCAGGGCUGACCCUCGGGAGAGACUGCGACCUUUGGUGACCGAGUUACAGGCGUUGCAUCAAGCUUACACUGAGAAACCUAUAUUUGGAAUAGAAUUAACUUGGCAUAAUGAGGAUACAAAGCCUGAUGUCGAUGAUAUAGAAGAACUGGAAGAAAUUGGUGAGCCAAGAGGCGAAAUGGGGCCAAAUUUAUACUUAGCCUCGCAAAUGGCUCAAAAUAAAGGAGAUGCAGAAAGCCCACCUGUGUACAGUCCAUAUUUAGGUCUGGCCAUCGAGCCAUUGAAAGAAGGAUUUACUUUAAAGAGUUUGUUUGAAGUUCAGACCACGUCAUAAUUUUGGAAAUCUGAUAAUUUUUUGGGUAUCAGUCAUCAAAUGCCCUCGCGUUAUAGGCUAUUACAAACCAUAUUCA
Molecule: messenger RNA, 1305 nt
Organism: Helicoverpa armigera (cotton bollworm)
Lineage: Eukaryota; Metazoa; Arthropoda; Insecta; Lepidoptera; Noctuidae
Gene: BBS5
Product: Bardet-Biedl syndrome 5 protein homolog
Exons: 7
Coding region: 189-1229 (346 amino acids)
Biological process (GO): intracellular transport; cilium assembly
Cellular component (GO): ciliary basal body; BBSome
Molecular function (GO): phosphatidylinositol-3-phosphate binding
Source: RefSeq, a predicted model, not a curated record